AUGGCCCUGAGGCCAGACCUUGGGAGCUGUUCGAUCAAAUUGAAUGCAGCUGAUUACGAUAAAAAUACUGGUGGCGACUCUAAAAAUUUUAAGCCGGUUGCUACAGAUGGCAAUGUUAAUAGUCACAAUGAUGAUUUUGGUGAAUUAGAUGCAAUUGCAAGUGAUAGAAAGGUGAAUAUUAACGCCCUUACUGCUGAUGAAAUUCGUGCUAUGGAAUUCGGUAUGGUUGAUGAAGCAUAUGAAUUUUAUUUUAAGUAUGGUAAAUGCAAAGGGUUUGCCAUUAGGAAAAGUGAUGUUAGGACAAGAGGGACUGAGGGUGGGUGCAAACACCACUCUCAAACAGUUGUUUUUGGUGCUACAUUGGUGUCAAAUGAAACGACAGAUACAUAUAAGUGGUUGUUGGAGUGUUUUUUAGAGUGCAUGAACGAUAAAUACCCAGAAGUAGUUGUAACAGACGUAGACAAGGCGAUAAGGGAAGCUAUAAAACAGGUGGUUCCGGAUGCGACACAUUGUUUAUGCACUUGGCAUUUGAAUAAGAAUGCAGGUGAGAAUGUGAAGAAUUCAGGAUUUUUGCAAGGUUUUCAAAAAGCCAUGUACUCUAAUUUUACAAAGGAUGAGUUUGAAGAUUUUUUGUUAGAGCUAAUUAAAGACAACGGACUUGAAAGAAAUCCUUGGGUUGUAAAAACGUACGAGAACAAGUCACUAUGGGCAACUGCAUAUCUACGUGAGAGGUUUUUUGGAGGUAUAAGAACUACGUCUCAAUAUGAAGCCGUCAAUGCAAUCAUCAAGAGUUAUGUUAGGAAGAAAGGCCACAUUUUUGAAUUUAUGCACAAUUUUGAGCAGGCUUUGAGAUCUUAUAGAAAGAAUGAACUGGUUUCCAAUUUUAAAUCAAAUUUUUCAGAACCUGUGAUGUCUACUCACCUGCAUGAAAUUGAGAGGCAUGCAGUGCAGAUUUAUACCGCGAAGAUUUUCAAAAAAGUCAAAGAUGAAAUAAUGAAGGUUGGAUCAUUGAUUGUUAAUGCAAACUUAUAG
Vicia villosa (hairy vetch) is the source of this 1032-nucleotide messenger RNA. RefSeq names its product protein FAR-RED ELONGATED HYPOCOTYL 3-like. Gene Ontology annotation, biological process: regulation of DNA-templated transcription. The record is from RefSeq and is a predicted model, not a curated record. Lineage: Eukaryota; Viridiplantae; Streptophyta; Magnoliopsida; Fabales; Fabaceae. Bases 1 to 1032 code for a protein of 343 amino acids. The transcript is spliced from 3 exons.